AUGGCGGCGCCGCCCGCCCUGCAGAUCCGCGAGGCCAACGCGCACCUGGCGGCCGUGCAUCGGCGGGCGGCCGAGCUCGAGGGGCGCCUGGACGAGGCCGAGCGCACGCUGCGCGCCCAGGCCGAGCGCCUGGCCCGCCACGACCAGCAGCUGCGCGCCAAGGACCGGGAGAUCGCCGCCCUGCAGGAGCAGCUGCUGACCUCGGAGGCCACCGUGCACAGCCUGCAGGCCGCCGUGCGCCAGCGGGACGAGCUCAUCGGGCAGCUGCAGCCCCGCGCCCAGCUGCUGCAGGACAUCUGUCGCUGCCGGCCACCCCUGGCCGGGCUGCUGGCUGCGCUGGCGGAGGCCGAGCGCCUGGGGCCCCUGCCGGCCGGUGACCCUGGGGGCCCUGGCCCGCCCUUGACCAACAGCAGCAGCAGCAGCAGCAGAGAGGUGGACAGCGAGCAGCUGCAGCCUGAGGCCCUGGGGACCACGGUGUGAGGUCCGGGCACGGAUGCCAGGGCUUGGGAGACUGCGCUGGGGCUGCCUGGACAUGGUGACCAGCACUUCUCAAACGGGGCGCUCCGACUGAAGGCACAGGCUUAACUCCAAGUUAAAACAAACAAACAACUUUCUGUUACCUACAGCCGUCUGGAACGGCAGCAACAUGCACACUUGCCCUGGGCUCCAGGCCGGACCUGGCCCAGCUGGCUCACUCCGCUGGCCCUUCCCUGCGUGGCUGCCCACCCAGCCUAGUGGGUGGCAGAUGGCGCCUGGCUCCACACCCUUCGGAGCCCAGGGUUCUAAGUCUUACCUCUUCCUCGCACACACCAGCGCUGGGAGCCUUCAGCCAUCCUGCACUGGUCUCCUGCCUCAGCUGUCAGCCUGGGCUGGGGAGCAGGUGGGUGAGGCUGCCUCCGGGCGUUUACACGGGGCGGCCCAAGCUCUGCGCCUGCCCGACUGGCCCUCUGCCUGGCCUGUCCCAGCCUGGUACUGACAGCCAACAACCUACACCCUCUUAAACCUCCUGAAAUGCUAUUUUCUGAAGCCCUCGUUUCUACAACUGUCUCUCGGCCCCAGGCGCGCAGGGCGCCCUGUUUUCUGUCAGACCAAGAGAGGAGAGAGACCUGUGCCUUGCCUGCGAGCAGCCUGGGCCUGGCUGCCUCACUCAGGGAAAUUGUCCUGCCAGGAGCUGGGACAGGGCAGCGGCCACUCGCCGCCUCCCUCCUGGCAGUCCUACAGUGGUGCCUUGGUGCGGGAACAAUGGCCCUGUUCUCUGGAUGAAUACCGUGGGGGCUGUGUGUGUGGACAGCAGGCAGGCCGGGGCCUGUGCGUGCUCAAGAAUAAACCGGAUACUUUCCUG
Molecule: messenger RNA, 1342 nt
Organism: Ochotona curzoniae (black-lipped pika)
Lineage: Eukaryota; Metazoa; Chordata; Mammalia; Lagomorpha; Ochotonidae
Gene: VMAC
Product: vimentin type intermediate filament associated coiled-coil protein
Exons: 2
Coding region: 1-480 (159 amino acids)
Source: RefSeq, a predicted model, not a curated record